AUGGAGGCUGCAGAGGAGGCUCCCCUGGUGGCACUGCCUCAGUCCCCAGAGCCGUCUUCUURCCCAGGAGACAUCAGUCCCUGCGACUUGACCAUCCUUCAUUUCAACGACGUGUACGACGUGGACCCGAGUCCAGAGGAGCCUGUAGGAGGCGCUGCUAGAUUUGCAACAGCUGUGAAAAAGUUUGAUUUCUUGAAUCCACUCUUGAUUUUUAGUGGUGACUGCUUAAAUCCUUCAGUUUUAAGUACAAUAACAAAAGGAAAGCAUAUGAUUCCUAUAUUAAAUGAAUUGGGAGUACAUUUUGCAGUUUUUGGAAACCAUGAGUUUGAUUUUGGUGUGGAUAUUUUGGAAGAAUACAUGAAACAAAUGCAUUUUACAUGGUUUCUCAGUAAUGUCUAUGACAGAUUUACUUCUGAACCUCUUGGACAUGGUACAGUGAAAAAAAUCAUUCACUGGAACAAUAUAAAAAUUGGGUUAAUGGGAUUAGUUGAAGAAGAUUGGCUAGAUACCUUGGCUACUGUUAAUAAGUCAAAUGUAAAUUAUAAAGAUUAUGUUGAAGUUGCUAAUGAAAUAGCAAUAGAACUUAGAGAAGAAGGAGCAGAUCUUGUUAUUGCAAUGACUCAUAUGAAAUGGGGAAAUGAUACCAGACUUGCCCAACGAGCAGAAGGGGUCAAUUUGAUUCUAGGAGGCCAUGACCAUGAUUAUGGAAUCAGGAAGGUGAAUGAAACUUGGAUUGUCAAAAGUGGAUCUGAUUUUAAAACCUUGACAAAAAUAGAUAUAAGACUCUUUGGUGCAUCUUUUCAAUAUGUAUUUGAGAAAGUGGACAUUUUGAGUUACCUGGAAGAAGAUUCACAUAUUAAAGCAAUAGUAAAAGAUUUUACUCAGAACAUACAGUAUAUGUUAGAAGAAGUUCUUUGCCCAAUUGACAUGGAAUUAGAUGGUCGUGAAAUUACUGUGAGAAGAUCUGAGAGUAAUCUUGGAAAUUUGGUAACUAAUGCAAUGUUGGAAGCUACUCGUGCUGAUGUAGCACUACUCAAUUCAGGUACACUCAGAUCUGAUCGAAUACAUCCAGUAGGGAAUUUCACUCUGCAUGAUCUUUUGGCUGUUCUUCCGAUAGUAGACCCAGUUUUAGUUGUUAGAGUAACAGGUGCACAGCUGCUUGAAGCACUUGAAAAUGGGGUAUACAAGUACCCAGCUCUCGAUGGGAGAUUUCCUCAAGUUGCUGGAAUACAGUUUGGAUUUGAUCCAGAUGCAGAACCAGGACACCGAAUCAUAAGAGAUACUGUAAAAGUUCAAGGACAAUACUUACAGAAAAAAAAAAUUUACCUCCUUGCUAUUAAAGAGUAUAUUGCAAAUGGGAAGGAUGGUUACAGUAUGCUUAAAAGUUGUCCUCGAAUGUUUGACACAGAAACUGCACAAGUACUUUCUACAGUAGUCAUGAAUCACUUUGAGUCAAUAAAAAUAUUGCAGGGGAGGAAGAAGUGCCUUUCAGGUCAUCGAAUGAGUUUAAUUACUACUACAAGCAAAUCACCAUCACUAACAGCCUUUGAGGAAGAGUCAAAUAAACCAUCAUCAAUAAUUGCAGUACCUGGCAUUGAAGGACGAAUUUGCCACAUUUCUCAGGAUAUGAAAGAACAUUUGCACCAACUUAGAAUUGAAAGAAAACAAGGCUUAAGAACUUUUCCCACCAUUAGUGAUAAUACGUCUGAGAAUUCUGAUUCUGAUUGA
Messenger RNA from Urocitellus parryii (Arctic ground squirrel), 1728 nucleotides. RefSeq names its product snake venom 5'-nucleotidase-like. The record is from RefSeq and is a predicted model, not a curated record. Gene Ontology annotation, biological process: nucleotide catabolic process. NCBI's taxonomy places the organism in Eukaryota, Metazoa, Chordata, Mammalia, Rodentia, Sciuridae. Gene Ontology annotation, molecular function: hydrolase activity.